GGGGGCAAGAAGGGGAGGGGAAGGGCGCGAUGGCGGUGCCAGGGGGGAGGAGGGCGGACUUCUCCUCGGGCACGUCACCGAGGGGGCCAUCACCGGCGGGGGCGUCGUCCGCGGGGAGGCGGCUGCUGUGCACGCAGACGGUCGGCAACAUGGGGGAGUCCAUCUUCGACAGCGAGGUGGUGCCCUCCUCGCUCGUCGAGAUCGCGCCCAUCCUCCGGGUCGCCAACAAGGUCGAGGCCAGCAAUCCGCACAUCGCCAACGAGAAGAAACUGGCUCUCCGUUGCAUUCCUCUCCCCUCCAACCGCCAACAGAGACGGCCCAGGCGGAAGCUCCCUUCCGUACGUUCGUCCUCGGACAGGCCAUCGAGUUCUUGAGAGUGCACGAACCGACGGACUUCUGCGUGCGGCGACUAGAGGUACGCGGUGUGAAUCUUUGAUUCUUCUCCAUCUCUUCCACCUGGCCGUCUCUGAUCCUACUCAUUCCCUGCCUGGCCAUUGCCUCCAUCCAAUGUCGCUGUUGCGCGAGCCACCUGUUCGACGGAAUGGCUGCAAGGGCCAAGGACGGUAAAGCCAAGAAAGUGGCAGUUGCUGGCGGCAAGGACUGCUUUGAGGACCUCCCGGAGCCUGUGCUCGAGCUGCUGCUGUCAUUCCUGCCCUCGCGGGACGCCAUGAGGACGUCCGUGCUCGCUCGCCGCUGGCGCACCCUCUGCAAAGGCUCGAGAGGGAGAACGACCCCACCCUCAAGGGGAGGGUGCACCAGAGCGACGUGCAUGAGAUGCAGCGCUUCUACCGCGAGUACUACAAACUACUUCCGCGAGAUGUUGCUCAAGUAGCCGUGACAUAUAUUAUGUCUAAAUGGCAGAGGUUCUUCCUAAAUUUCUGGGGUCCAUUCACAGUAAGCAAUAAGAAGAUAAAAUCAAUGAUAAUUGAGUGGGUCAGUUAUGCACUGGCAGCAUCCUUGCUACUAGCGAUGGGCGCGAUGGUCCGGGCCAAGCAGAGAAAGAUAGGUGAGAUAUGCUCAGAGGUGAUCAUCGACAAGUCCUCGAACAAGAUGUCGAUGGAGAGUAUAGUGGAGGCACAACACAUCAUGAAGAAGGUGCACGAGUACGUCAAGACGACGAACGUCGUGAUCCUCAGGCUAUGGUCCAUUAUUCUAGCCUGGUCACCAAAGGAAAUUCACAUGUGCGGCGGUGGCGGGGAAGGAGCAGCACCGGCAGCCCUAACAGAGGAAGCCAUGUUGCCGUUUUGUUUGUUCCCAGCCUUGACUAUGGUUGUCCAGCGAGUCCGGCAUGUCGUCAUUUUCUUGUAA
Molecule: messenger RNA, 1308 nt
Organism: Triticum dicoccoides
Lineage: Eukaryota; Viridiplantae; Streptophyta; Magnoliopsida; Poales; Poaceae
Exons: 5
Coding region: 775-1308 (177 amino acids)
Source: RefSeq, a predicted model, not a curated record